This is a messenger RNA of Microthlaspi erraticum, 1059 nucleotides long. NCBI's taxonomy places the organism in Eukaryota, Viridiplantae, Streptophyta, Magnoliopsida, Brassicales, Brassicaceae. The record is from the annotation of a GenBank genome assembly.
AUGGGGCACCAAGAAAAGAGGAAACGAAAAGGCAACAGAAGCCGAAGAACAAGAAGAAAACAAUCGAAAUCAGCUUCGUCCUUUCCUGUCGAUCUAACCUCAGAUAUACUCUUAAGGCUGCCUGUGAAAUCUAUUGUGAGGUUUCGUUGUGUUUCAAAGCUUUGGUCAUCAAUCACCACCGAACCAUAUUUCAUCAACUUGUUCAAUACUCGGUCCUCAACAAAGCCGACUCUUCUACUUUGCUUAAAUAGAGGUGACGAUUUGCUUGUUUCCUCGAUUCCGCAAAAUACUAUGGAAUCGAACGAGGCUUACUCUUCUUCUCUUCCCAUUGAUCGUUAUCAUAUGAAAAUCAAAGGAAAAUAUAGUUACCUGCCUCCUAUGGAAUCUGUCCACGGCUUGAUCUGCUUUCAGGAGAAAAAUCCCAUAGUUUGGAACCCUAGCAUGAGAAAGUUCUUGAAGUUACCCCAUCUCCAUAACAGCUGGGAAUUUGGAAGUUUCUUUUUAGGAUACGAUCCCGUUGAAGCUCAAGAAUCAUCAUGGAGAAUGGUCAAGACUAACCAGAGGCACCGUGCUCGCAAUUAUACUUGUGGGAAAUGCAUCAAUGGGGUGAUAUAUUAUCUAGCCCGUGAUCAUUCCGAUUGUUUUUUAAUGAGCUUUGAUGUCAGAUCUGAGAAGUUCGAUAUGAUAAAAUUACCAUCGGAGAUUGAUGAGUAUGUGCUGAUAAACUAUAAGGGGAGGUUAGCUUGUGUUGACGAUGAUAAUAAAAAAAGAUUGUGGAUUUUGGAGGAUGCAGAGAAACACAAGUGGUCUAGUCAAGACUUUCUUGUACCUUUACGUCACCUGGAUGAGAGUUUGGCAACUGAUUUCAAGCUAAAAGGUUUCACGCAUGCUGGUGAGUUUAUUUUUGAAGAACCGGUUUCUCAAAAAAAUAAAUAUAUAUUAUCUUGUGAUACGGUGAGAAACAGCUUUAGAAGGUUCGAGUUUGAAGGAGUUAGAGUUGGUUAUAAGUUUUGGCUCCGUGCGUUCCCGAAUCACAUUGAGAGUCUAAUCUCUUUGUAG